CUCUCCGUGCUUCGCCGCACCACACAGACCCAACCACCGCACUCCAGUUAUCCAUCACUAAGCUUGGUUCCAAGAAGCUCUAGAUCGAGCGGCGGCAGCUAGUAGCCACCAUGGCGCGGCGGUCUCUUCUCCUGCCUCUGCUCGCGUCCCUCGCCCUGAUGGCGGCAGCUGUCGCGUCGGCCGACUCGUGGCUCUACGAGAAGUUCAACACGGACGGCACCGUCCGCACCGACUACGACGCGUCGGGGCAGCAGGUGGCGAUGCUCAACCUCGACCGGAGCUCCGGCGCCGGCUUCAACUCCAAGGAGAAGUACCUCUACGGCGAGUUCAGCAUCCAGAUGAAGCUCAUCGCCGGCGACUCCGCCGGCACCGUCUCAUGCUUCUACCUAUCUUCCGGCGACGGCGACGACCACGACGAGAUCGACAUGGAGUUCAUGGGCAACUCCAGCGGCCAGCCCGUGGUGCUCAACACCAACGUGUGGGCCAGCGGCGACGGCAAGAAGGAGCACCAGUUCGACCUGUGGUUCGACCCGGCCGCCGACUACCACACCUACACCAUCAUCUGGAACCCGACCAACAUCAUCUUCAAGGUCGACGGCAACGUGAUCCGCUGCUUCAAGCGCUACGACGGUCUCGCCUACCCGAGCUCCAGGCCCAUGGCGCUGCACGCCACGCUGUGGGACGGCAGCUACUGGGCCACCCAGAAGGGCAAGGUCCCCAUCGACUGGUCCGGCGCGCCCUUCGUCGUCUCCUACCGGGGCUACUCCGCCGACGCCUGCGUCAGCGGCGGCGCCUGCCCCGCCGGCAGCGACCGGUGGAUGAACAAGCAGCCCGACAGCGCCGAGUGGGGCACCAUCAAGUGGGCGGAGAGCAACUACAUGCGCUACGACUACUGCCAGGACGGGUGGAGGUUCCCGCAGGGGCUGCCCGCCGAGUGCAGCCGCAGCUGAGUGCUGAGCUGAUUCGACCGCCGGCGAGGAGACCAGUGUUAAGUUCUUGAUUUCUCUUUUUCCUGGGUAUAUAUACGUAAUUAUAUAUGAUUCUUGUUAUGUGAUUGUGAAUUUGUGAUUAAGAAGCAGCCCCGCAUGGAGGCAUGCAGGGGCGAGAGUAUACCAGUUUUCUUGUAAAGGAAAAGUCGUUUUCCUACUUUGGAUAAAGUGAUUAUUCUUUUGUCA
Molecule: messenger RNA, 1175 nt
Organism: Setaria italica (foxtail millet)
Lineage: Eukaryota; Viridiplantae; Streptophyta; Magnoliopsida; Poales; Poaceae
Product: xyloglucan endotransglycosylase/hydrolase protein 8
Exons: 2
Coding region: 111-950 (279 amino acids)
Biological process (GO): xyloglucan metabolic process; cell wall biogenesis
Cellular component (GO): cell wall; apoplast
Molecular function (GO): hydrolase activity, hydrolyzing O-glycosyl compounds; xyloglucan:xyloglucosyl transferase activity
Source: RefSeq, a predicted model, not a curated record